GCUUCAAACCCAUAUUCCACUGGGAAAGAGAGAGAGAGGGAGAGAGAGGGAGAGAGAGAGAGCAGGACCUGGGAGAAGAGAACGAAAGAAAAAGAGGAGAGAAAAACGGACCAACAACGAUACAAAUGGCACUCAUGGCAGGGAUUUUGUUCACGGCCAGUUUUCUUGUUUUUGGGAUUUCUACAUUUAUUUCGACGGCACGGAUAUACCCCCCAAAUGAAGUCACGUUAUUGGACUCCAGAUCUGUACAGGGGGAGCUGGGAUGGGUCGCCAAUCCAACAGAAGGAGGGUGGGAGGAAGUGAGCAUUAUGGAUGAAAAGAACAUUCCCAUCCGGACGUACCAGGUGUGUAACGUCAUGGAGCCAAACCAGAACAACUGGCUCCGCACUGACUGGAUCCCCCGAGGCGGUGCCCAGCGCGUCUACAUUGAGAUCAAGUUCACCCUCCGGGACUGCAACAGCCUCCCGGGUGUCAUGGGAACCUGCAAGGAAACCUUCAAUCUUUACUACUACGAGUCCAACAACGACAAGGAGCGCUACAUCCGCGAGAACCAGUUUGGCAAGAUCGACACCAUCGCCGCGGACGAGAGCUUCACGCAGGUGGACAUCGGUGAUCGCAUCAUGAAGCUGAACACAGAGGUCCGAGAUGUGGGCGCCUUGACCCGGAAGGGCUUCUAUUUGGCCUUCCAGGAUGUUGGAGCGUGCAUUGCGCUUGUGUCCGUCAGGGUCUUCUACAAAAAAUGUCCAUUGGCGGUGCGUAACUUGGCCCAGUUUCCCGACACCAUCACUGGAGCCGAUACCUCGUCGCUUGUGGAAGUGCGUGGCUCAUGCGUGGAUAAUUCAGAGGAGAAGGAGGUUCCCAAGAUGUACUGCGGGGCGGACGGAGAGUGGCUGGUGCCCAUUGGGAAUUGCCUGUGUAACCCCGGAUACGAGGAGCGCAAUGCAGAAUGCCAAGCCUGUAAGAUCGGUUCCUUCCGAGCCCUGGCCACUGAUGGCUCCUGCUCCAAGUGUCCGCUCCACAGCUACUCCGUCAGGGAGGGAUCCACCUCCUGCGUCUGCGACAAGGGGUACUUCCGCUCUGAAACGGACCCGGCGUCCAUGCCCUGCACCCGUCCUCCGUCUGCGCCCGCCCACCUCAUCUCCAAUGUGAACGAGACCUCUGUAAACCUGGAGUGGAGCCCGCCCCGCAGCACAGGGGGACGCCAGGACUUGACAUAUAAUGUGGUGUGUAAGCGCUGCGGGCCCGACGGCCGGCGCUGUCAGCCCUGCGGUAAUGGCAUCCACUUCAGCCCCCAGCAGCUGAGCCUGAAGGGAACCAAGGUGUCCAUCAACGAGCUGCAGGCCCACACCAACUACACCUUCGAGGUGUGGGCGGUGAACGGGGUAUCGCCUCAGAGCCCCGGACCGGAACAGGCCGUGUCAGUGACCGUCACCACCAACCAGGCCGCUCCCUCUCCAGUGACUUCCAUCCAGGCGAAGGAUAUCACAAGACACACCAUCUCACUGGCCUGGCAGCCGCCGGAUCGAGCCAACGGGGUCAUCCUGGAGUAUGAGGUCAAGUACUAUGAGAAGGACCAAAAUGAAAGAAGCUACAGAAUCAUAAAAACCUCGUCGAGGAACACCGACAUCAAGGGUCUGACCCCGCUGACUUCCUACGUGUUCCACGUGCGCGCUCGCACGGCGGCCGGCUACGGGGAAUUCAGCGGCCCGUUCGAGUUCAUGACCAACUCCGUUCCAGCUCCCAUUAUUGGCGAUGGCACCAACUCCACAGUGUUGUUGGUGUCGGUGGUGGGCAGCGUGGUCCUCCUCAUCAUCCUCAUCAGCGCCUUCGUCAUCAGCCGAAGAAGGAGUAAGUACAGCAAGGCCAAGCAGGACUCUGACGAAGAGAAGCACUUACAUCAAGGAGUGAGGAUAUACGUUGACCCGUUUACGUACGAGGACCCGAACCAAGCCGUCCGCGAGUUCGCCAAAGAGAUCGACGCCUCCUGUAUCAAGAUUGAGAAAGUUAUUGGCAUCGGGGAGUUCGGCGAAGUCUGCAGCGGCCGCCUGAAGAUGCCGGGCAAGAGAGAAAUCUGCGUGGCCAUCAAGACGCUGAAGGCCGGCUACACCGACAAGCAGAGGAGGGACUUCCUGUCCGAGGCCAGCAUCAUGGGCCAGUUCGACCACCCGAACAUCAUUCACCUGGAGGGCGUGGUCACCAAAUGUAAGCCAGUGAUGAUUAUCACAGAGUACAUGGAGAACGGAUCUCUGGAUGCAUUCCUGAGGGUGAGUCAUGCAAGAACGACUGGGCGCUUCACGGUGAUCCAGCUGGUCGGUAUCCUGCGCGGGAUUGCAUCGGGCAUGAAGUACCUUUCAGACAUGAGCUACGUCCACCGCGACCUGGCGGCUCGCAACAUCCUGGUCAACAGCAACCUGGUGUGCAAGGUGUCCGACUUCGGCAUGUCCCGAGUGCUGGAGGACGACCCCGAGGCCGCGUACACCACCAGGGGCGGGAAGAUCCCAAUCCGCUGGACGGCCCCGGAGGCCAUCGCUUACAGGAAGUUCACCUCGGCCAGCGACGUGUGGAGCUACGGCAUCGUCAUGUGGGAGGUGAUGUCUUAUGGCGAGCGACCAUACUGGGACAUGAGCAACCAAGACGUGAUCAAGGCGAUAGAUGAGGGCUACCGGCUGCCCCCGCCCAUGGACUGCCCCGUGGCCCUGCACCAGCUCAUGCUGGACUGCUGGCAGCGAGAGAGGGCCGACCGGCCCAAGUUUGGACAGAUCGUCAACAUGCUGGACAAACUGAUCCGCAACCCCAACACCCUGAAGAGGACCGGGGGAGAGACCGCUGUCAGGCCUAACACCACCCUGCUGGAGCCAGGGAGCCCCGAGGCGUCCUCGGCCGUGGGCACGGUGGAGGACUGGCUGCAGGCCAUCGGCAUGGAGAGAUACAGGGACAACUUCACCGCCGCAGGCUACACCACUCCAGAGGCUGUGGUCCACAUGGCACAAGAGGACAUGGCGCGCAUAGGCAUCUCCUCAGCCGCACACCAGAACAAGAUCCUGACCAGCGUCCAGGGAAUGCUGUCCCAAAUGCAACAGAUGCAAGGCAGAAUGGUUCCCGUCUGAGAGAUUUAAACAAAGAAAAAGGAAAAGGAAGCAAAGCUACUUCGUUUCUUAAGAAAAAAAAACAAAAAACAAAAAAGAAUAAACAUAAAAAAAGAGACAAAUAAACUAUGAAGUAAUAGUUUACCUCAUCCAUGCACUUUAAAUUGGAUAUAAAAGAAAAGAAGAUGUUGAUGAAGAAAAACAAAGUGGUGAAAACGGCACUUUUUAAAAAUCAGACUUUUCUCUUUUUGUGUUGCUUUGGAGAACGAGACGCUUCUUUCUGCAGCAUUUAUGGAAAGAUGGAGGGACGGCUGGAAAAGUGCUUCCGAGAGGCCAAUCUGGAGUGCCUUUAAUGGUCUGGAAGGAAAAGUGAAGGAGGGGGGGGGGGGGGGGGGGAUCGUACCUUUCUUCCUCCUCUUGGGCAGAGUGUUGUUUCUGGAACUUUCUUUCUGGAAUAAUCCGUGGAGCAGAUUUUUUUGAUUUCCUUUGACUGUGUUUAUUGUACAUGAAUAGUUUCUGUGGGACUCUCAGGCCCCCCCCGGCCACCAGCGUUCUCUCUCAGCUGGAUCUGAUGCCUCUCAGGCAACAUGGAGGAUCCUGACUGUCAUAUACAAACAGUGAGUCUCUGAGAGGUUGAGGGUUGGAGCUCGUUGAGUUCCUCUGCUCGGCUCUGGCCUCGAUCUUCUCCCAGAACGCUGAGUUGUGUUGCCCUCAGGACGCUGCGGAGAAUGUCUUUGAUCUUCCAGAGGAGCCUUCCCACUCCCCCGUCUUCCCAAACCUGCCCCCCUACACCUCAGAUAAACACACAAUUUGGAUUCUUCCACUCAUCUCCCAUCUGAAUCAAAGCCCCAGCCCCCCCCCCCCCCCUUCCCGGCUACCGCAGGACCCGCCGACUCUUCCUCGUCACUUUUGAUGGACGGGUGUUUUCUAAGUUGGACGCUAAAUGAAGGAAUGUAUUGGCAGGAUGUGUUUGGACGAACGGUUGCUGCAGAGGCCGUACGGAUGCAGAAUGAAUCAGAAUCAUCAGCAUCAUGAAGAACAUAAAGAAGAACCCACGCAGAGGAACACUCUGAGCUGCUGCCGUCCAUCACAAACAGGAUCCCAGUCUUGCUCGCCAUGACAAGAAUUCUUCCUCUUUGUCUUCCUGCGCCUGCUCUCCGCUCCUCUCCGCUCCUCUCCUUGGAGUCUCCUCCGACACCGAGAUGACAAAUCCGUCCACAAGCGUCUGGGACGUCCACCGCCACAACACGUCAACUUGACAAACUAGCCACCGCGCUCUUGUGGGCAUCCAGCAAUGUUCUGGAGCUACUAUGAAUGAUUCAACAGCUUAAAAAAAAGAGACAAUAAGAAGAAUGUAAUAUAAUCGAGAAGCCCUGCUCAAGCGGAUAAUGUACCUUUAUUUUGAAAGUUUCAUUUUAUUUUGUGAUUUUUUUUUUCUCUUCUGUUUGCAUGUAAAGUAACAAACGUGUGAUUGUGUGUGUGUGUGUGUGUGUGUGUGUGUGUGUGUGUGUGUGUGUAGCUGUAUGACUGACAACGUCUUUGAAGUACUAUCAGUAAUUGUGCCACUGCGGAGGAGGAGACGAUAACGGAGACGUAAUGUUUUUGACAUGAAGAAGAAAAACCCUGAACUUGUUUUUGCUGUUGUGUAUAAAAUCGAUUGCUCCCCUCGUGCGAACUCUACUCAGCAACAGCAACUAUUAAACCGCUUUCUGGAUUGCAACCCAUUUCUGCUUUGGCAGUAACGGUGGCUUGCAAACGGACACAUGGAGACACAGACGCGUGCAUUGGAACACAGCGAGAUGAAGUGGAGGAGAAGUGGCAGCAGUUUAAAGUGACGCACCUGUUCACAACUAAGGAUCAGAGAAGUGAGGAAGAGGUGUUUAAGAAGGGAAAACUUGGUUCUUUUUUAUUCUUUUUCCAGAGCACAUCAUACAGCUACAGGUUUAACCCAAUGGACUAUAUUCUUUUCCUUCCUUUAUAUCUUUAAACUAUACUUUUGCAAAUGUUUUUGAACUCGCAAAUGACACUUCAUAUAAUACAACAACACCUCCGUCCUUAAUACAGCUCUACUGCUCGGUCCUUUAUUGACAACGCGUCGUUCUUUUGGGUUUUAUCUAUCGAAAAAGGACCUGUUUGGAAAUAUGCAAGACAUGUUAGGAAGGAGAAGGAAACCAGAAUGUACUGUAAAAUACUUUUUUCCUUUAAAUGUUGGACGAUUUGAAAAAAAAAGAAAAAAAAAAUUAACAAAAGGCAAGAGUUAAUGUUCGUCAGUGUGUGCCUCACAUCGAGACGUGUAGAUCUAACAUUCUCUCAAUCUUCUUUUCUACUCUUAUUUUGACAUGAUCAUGUUUUUGUUUUGGCCUUGUUUGUUUUAUUUUGUUUUAUUUUGUCAAGGAGCUCUAGGUACAUGUAACUUAUGUCAUUUAUUUAUGUCCUUUUAUAUCUAGUUUGUAAAAUAAUAGCCUAAAGUGAAGAAAAUAAAGGGGUGCCAAAGUGCAUUCUUAAUAAAGUAGGAACCAUAUGAC
Molecule: messenger RNA, 5611 nt
Organism: Cottoperca gobio
Lineage: Eukaryota; Metazoa; Chordata; Actinopteri; Perciformes; Bovichtidae
Gene: epha4l
Product: eph receptor A4, like
Exons: 18
Coding region: 126-3107 (993 amino acids)
Biological process (GO): ephrin receptor signaling pathway; protein phosphorylation; axon guidance
Cellular component (GO): plasma membrane; dendrite
Molecular function (GO): transmembrane-ephrin receptor activity; protein binding; ATP binding
Source: RefSeq, a predicted model, not a curated record